Molecule: messenger RNA, 2103 nt
Organism: Alosa sapidissima (American shad)
Lineage: Eukaryota; Metazoa; Chordata; Actinopteri; Clupeiformes; Clupeidae
Product: probable G-protein coupled receptor
Exons: 2
Coding region: 433-1833 (466 amino acids)
Biological process (GO): G protein-coupled receptor signaling pathway
Cellular component (GO): endosome; plasma membrane; signaling receptor complex
Molecular function (GO): G protein-coupled receptor activity
Source: RefSeq, a predicted model, not a curated record
CCUCUGGACUCCUCCCCUUCCUCGCUUAGACACCUCCUCCUCGUCCUCCUUCUCUGUGCCUGUGAUGAUGGGCAGUGCAGGCCAGCUGUGCUCUGUCAGCUCUGUCACACUCCUCUCCGCACUCCGCGCACAGCGACCCCUCUGCCCCUCUCACCCUGACUGGGGACUGGGGACUAACUAACAGACUGGCUUGGGAUGACUCGGACUCCCAUCCAGAGAGGGUCAACAGGUACCAGCGGAUCAGAGGAGCCAAGCACUGAGGUCAGGACAAACACUUCAUCAAGCAAGACCAACCAAAUCCAUUCUACGUGUGAUUGCAGGAUUGUACAAUGGGGCCUCUGACCUCCAUCUGCAGGCUCCUUCAGACCCAAAUGAGUAGAGAUGCAUGGAGGACUGUGGUGUUGUGAUCACCUCCAGUAUUUCCUGUAAGCGAUGGAGUAUAAGGACCCUUCAGGGCUGACCAAGGAUCUCAACAGCACAGUGUCAAAUGAUUCCCUCCUCCACGAGGUCUCCUUCUCCCUCCUCACUCCCAGCAUGCACCUGGGCCCCCCGCUGCCGCCACCGUCCGCCGGCCCAUGGCGCCUGUGGGCGCUGGUGGGCCUAACGCUGAUGUUAGUGCUGACCAGUGUGGCGCUGCUGGCUAAUGUGGCCGUGCUGGCGGUGGUGGUGCGGGCGGCGCACCUGCGGCAGCGGCUGGUGUUUGUUGGGCACCUGUGCGCCGUGGACCUGCUGUGUGCCACGCUGCUCAUGCCCGCUGGCAUGGUGGGCGCCUCGCCGCUCCUCUCUGGCACCACCAGCGCUCUCCUCGCCUCCUCGUCGGCGCUGCCGUGCCGCCUCUACGCCGGGCUCCACGCCACCCUCGUAGCCGCCUCCAUCUUCACCGUCACCGCCAUCAGUGUGGAGCGCUACUACUACAUCGUCCACCCCAUGCGCUACGAGGCCAAGAUGACGGGCAGGCUGGCGGCGGCCAUCUUGGCUCUGCUGUGGCUGGUUUCGCUCCUGCUGGGCUUCGCCACCAUGCUGGGCUGGCCGGCGGCGUCAGCCGCCCACGCCAAACUGAAGGCCCGCUCGCCGUCCUGCUGCUCGCUGCGCUGGAGCCACGGCGGCGGGCAGUGCUGGGGUUUCGCGCUGCUCUUCGCCAGCGUCUGCUUCUGUGUGCCGGCCGUGGUCAUCCUCGGCGUCUACGGCAGCGUCUACAAGGUGGCCCGCGUGGCCGCGCGCCACCAGCACGGACCGAUGGCCAGCUGGACCGGUAAGCCCGCCGUUGGCGGUCUGCCCAAGUGCCAUUCGAACUCGAUCAACAGCCAGACCACUAUCGCCACGGUGACCAGCCGCUGGCACGGGUGCGCUGGGCCGGGGGCUCCGAGGUGGCGGAGGUCGCCACGCGGGAGCAAGGCGGCCGUGACGCUGGCCGUGAUCGUGGGUCAGUUCCUGCUCUGCUGGCUGCCCUACUUCACCUUCCACCUGCGGCUAUCUCUGGCCCCUCCGCACGGUGUGGCGUCCAAUGGAGCUGAAGCCGUGGCUCCGGUCACCUGGCUGGCCUACUCCUCCUUCGCCGCCAACCCCUUCUUCUACGGCCUCCUCAACAGGCAGAUCCGCGAAGAGCUGGCCAAGCUGCUGUGCUGUUGCCGACGGAAACACGCGGCCGUGCGGCCAGUUAGGACAGAGGUGGCCAUUCCUGAGGGCGUGGCCCAGGACGACUUCCUGCAUUUCCUGCAGAGGAGUAGCUACCUGGAGGGUACGCCCUCCACAUGUAACAGCUCCACCCCCAGGACAAUGCUGGACCAAUCAUGUGUUAGGAUACCUGGACAAAUUCCUGAGGAACUUGCAUGAUGCACUGUGAAGUCACAUUUGACUGUGAAACCUUUCUCAGAGCAAGAAAAAAUCUUGGUAAUUAAUCUAUUAUCAAAUAAAGUGAUUUAUUACCAAAUUAUAUCAGUAAAUUAAUUGAUUUACGUCAUGAAAUUGUGCAUUCAUGUCUUAUGAAGGUUUUUGCAUGACAGAACAUAACUUACAUUUCAUACAAUAACAACAGUGAAUUGAUGACGAUGUCAUAUCAAAGAAUUGUUGUCCAACAUGAUUGAGUAGGCAACACAAAGUUAA